Acanthopagrus latus (yellowfin seabream) is the source of this 2616-nucleotide messenger RNA. RefSeq names its product cytochrome P450 26B1 (gene cyp26b1). NCBI's taxonomy places the organism in Eukaryota, Metazoa, Chordata, Actinopteri, Spariformes, Sparidae. The transcript has 7 exons. Gene Ontology annotation, molecular function: heme binding; oxidoreductase activity, acting on paired donors, with incorporation or reduction of molecular oxygen; monooxygenase activity. Gene Ontology annotation, biological process: sterol metabolic process. Bases 973 to 2511 code for a protein of 512 amino acids. The record is from RefSeq and is a predicted model, not a curated record.
CUCCUGAGCAUCUCCUGCGCACCUUUUCACUCACGGAUCUUAAAAAGUCUGCACUCUACUUCAUCUUCUGCGUGCUUGUUUCCAGACAGAGAUUAAAACUUUUUUUUGUUGUUUGGGGGUAAAGAGGCUCGUUUUCUUUUUCUUUUUUUUAAAAAAAGAACAUUUUUUUAAGGAGAAAGACGCGAUUCCUGGAAGACUUUUCCUUCAUUUUUUCAUCUCCCCCCCAAACCAAGUCUUUCCAUCCCUCGAGAAGUUUUAAAAAAAAGUUAAAGCCCUUGUUAGUUCCAGGGCUCGGCUUCACUUUUUCCACGUGUCCCACGCUGUCCCCCGGCUUUUGACAUAAACGUGUCACCUUGAGAGAUUUUUUUUUGUUGUUGAAAGAAAAAGAGAAAAAAAACUUCAUUUUUAAAGUCACUGACCCACAAACGAGACCAAAAAUGAGAUUUCAAACAUCAGGACAGUCCCCAGCCUCGUGUGAUUGUUGUCCUCAGUGUUUAAAUCAUUAAAACAAAAGUCAGUUUUAAUGGUUAGAUUUUUUUUCCACUUUACACGCUGAGGUGUGACACAGACAGAGACGGGGAGCCUGGCAGCGCAGCUCACCUGUAGCAUCUCCUCCGCUCAGCCGACACUUUUGAUUUGCACUUUUUUUUUUGUUUUACGCACAAAAACGCCACUUUUGUGACCAUUUGAAGAGGAGAGAGAUCCAGUGUGUCUGAAAGCAAAGCUCCCCUCACAGAGUUCAUUCAUUCUGACAAACACAACCGCCUGUUGUCACUUCCAGAGGGCUUUUGGAGUGCGUAAAGGAGCGCUGCGCUUUUACGCAAAAAAAGAAAAAAAAAAAACUUCCAAAAACUUGGAUCGAGAUUUUCCACCAAAGUCUAAAGAAGCUUCAGCGCAGCUUUUAUUUUUAUUUUUUUAUUUUUUUUGAGAGUCGUCCAGAGCUCCAGAGAGACCGCCGGGCUCUCCAUCAUCAUGCUGUUCGACAGUUUCGACCUCGUCUCGGCUCUGGCCACCCUGGCCGCCUGCCUGGUGUCCAUGGCGCUGCUCCUCGCCGUGUCCCAGCAGCUGUGGCAGCUCCGGUGGACGGCGACGCGGGAUAAAAACUGCAAGCUCCCCAUGCCCAAAGGAUCCAUGGGCUUCCCGUUCAUCGGCGAGACCUGCCACUGGCUCCUGCAGGGUUCGGGCUUCCACGCGUCGCGGAGGCAGAAGUACGGCAACGUGUUCAAGACCCACCUGCUGGGCCGGCCUCUGAUCCGGGUGACCGGCGCCGAGAACGUGCGGAAGGUGCUGAUGGGCGAGCACACGCUGGUGACGGUGGACUGGCCUCAGAGCACCGCCACGCUGCUCGGGCCCAACUCGCUGGCCAACAGCAUCGGAGACAUCCACCGCAAGAGAAGGAAGGUGUUUGCCAAAGUGUUCAGCCAUGAGGCCUUGGAGUCCUACCUCCCGAAAAUCCAGCAGGUCAUCCAGGAGAGCCUCCGGGUGUGGAGCUCCAACCCUGAGCCCAUCAACGUCUACAGGGAGAGCCAGCGGUUGUCGUUCACCAUGGCGGUGAGGGUGCUGCUGGGAUUCAGGGUGUCAGAGGAGGAGAUGAGGCAUCUGUUUUCAACCUUCCAGGACUUUGUUGACAACCUGUUCAGCCUACCUAUAGACCUGCCGUUCAGCGGCUACAGGAAGGGUAUCCGUGCACGAGACACACUUCAGAAAAGCAUAGAGAAGGCCAUCAGGGAGAAGCCGCUGUGUUCCCAGGGGAAGGAUUACAGCGACGCGCUGGACGUCCUGAUGGAAAGCGCCAAAGAGAACGGCACCGAGCUCACCAUGCAGGAACUGAAGGAGUCGACCAUCGAGCUGAUAUUUGCUGCCUUUGCCACAACAGCCAGCGCCAGCACCUCGCUCAUCAUGCAGCUUCUCCGCCAUCCUGCCGUCCUGGAGCGCCUGAGAGAGGAGCUGAGGGCCAGGGGUCUCCUCCACAAUGGCUGCCUGUGCCCUGAAGGAGAAUUGAGGCUGGACACCAUCGUGAGCCUCAAGUACCUGGACUGUGUCAUCAAGGAGGUGCUGAGACUCUAUACACCUGUCUCAGGGGCCUACCGAACCGCCAUGCAGACCUUUGAACUUGACGGAGUCCAGAUCCCAAAGGGAUGGAGUGUGAUGUACAGCAUUCGAGACACCCACGACACCUCAGCUGUCUUCAAAGAUGUGGAUGCCUUCGACCCUGACCGCUUCAGUCAAGAGCGAGGAGAGGACAAAGAGGGACGCUUCCACUAUCUCCCCUUCGGCGGUGGUGUCCGGUCCUGCCUGGGCAAGCAGCUCGCCACCCUCUUCCUUCGCAUCCUUGCAAUCGAGCUGGCCAGCACCAGCCGCUUUGAGCUGGCAACCCGGCAGUUCCCCCGCGUGGUCACGGUACCCGUGGUCCACCCUGUCGAUGGGCUGAAGGUCAAGUUCUACGGCUUGGACUCCAACCAGAAUGAGAUCAUGGCCAAGUCGGAAGAGCUGCUGGGAGCAACUGUUUGAAGGGCAGAUGAGUAAGGGGGGGUGAGUGAGGUCUUGAGGGAGAAGAUUGACGGAAGGAACGGAAGAAUUUCAGAGUUAUUUUUUCUUCUCUACCUUUUGCUCUGC